GGCAUCCCUUGUUUCGGUUUGUUUCGCAAGUACGAACCAGUAGCCACAACGAAACGCUCGCGACCGGCGAUGCGAGAUUGCUGAUCUUCGCAAGCCACCCAAUAAGUAACUACAGCUAUCCGCAGUACUAUCGAUAGAGGGCACAUUACGACAAUGGUAUUUGUCGAUAUGAUGCUUUUCGUGCUACUUGUAGGAUGCUGGUGUUGGCCUGUUGUAUUCGCAGCCCAUGGCGACCCUCUUCCACCAGGAAUUGCACAGUUUCUUCGAACUCGCAGGAGCGAAAAGAGUCGGCAUUUGCGUAAUGGAUACGUCAGGCUCGGAGAUUAUGCCGGUAUCCAAGGAGUUGUCCAAUCAUUGACUGGGUACAGUCUUUCAAUGAAUGCUGUAGGCAACAUGAUGGCGGUUGGAGCCCCAGGUGAAGAGGGUGAUUUCAGCUUUGAAAGAGGCGCCGUCCGCGUCUUUGAGUUUGCAAGUGGGACAUGGACUCAAAAAGGCCAAGACAUCAUUGGAAAACUUGAUGAUUCUGAAAGUUUUGGUUUUGCUGUGUGGUUGAGCCCUGAUGGGCAAACUCUUGCAGCUUCCGCAAACUCGGCAAGUCAUGGUUACGUUCAGGUGUACGAAAUCAAUGCCUCUGGUGAUACGUGGAUAAAGCGAGGAGUAGACCUUGACGAACUGAACCCAGGCGAAGGCUUUGGCAGGUCCAUAGCAUUGAGCGAUGAUGCUGUAUUCAUGGUUGUUGGGGCCCCGUUUUAUGAUGAGGGGGCGGAUACGGAGGUGGGAAGGUUGUACUUCUUCGAUUAUCGCGAUGGGUCCAACUACGUGCUUCGGACUGAGCAGCUGGUAUUUUCACUUGUUCCACUGGAUCGCGGGCAAGCGGCAACUCAGCAAAUGGGAAGUGCUGUAGCGAUGUCCAGCGAUGGCAAGUUCGUUGCUGUCGGUUCGCCAUUUGACCAGAACGACUUGGAGAAAGGGCUAGUGUUUGUCCUUUCAAUACUUUGGGGUUUCUUUGUCAACUUGGAAGUUUUCGGAGGAGUGAUUGAGGCCGAUGAAAGUGGAACUAGCUUUGGUCUAGCCUUGGCUAUGAAUGGAGACGGCACCCAUUUGGCAGUAGGAAGUCCAUUUUUUGAUGGACUGGUAGACUCUGCCGGUCGAGUCCAGGUCUUUUCAAGGGCGACAGAACAGGGAACAUCUACCUGGAUCCAGUUGGGGAGCUCCAUUGACGGACUUGAUGCAUUAUUAAACUUUGGCACGUCCAUCGCCAUGUCCGCGUCGGGUACAACGAUUAUUGUUGGGGCACCUGGAGCCUUCUUUGACGAAAAUGAUGGCUACACUCGUCUUUAUAAAUACAAUGGAAACGAGUGGCUGUUGCAGGAGAUCAGUCGGGUGCAAGGGACGGAUAUCAUUGAUGACUUUGACAAUCAGGGUGAAAUAGGUUUUGCUGUUGCAAUAAGUAGGCUGGGGGACAAGAUUGCUGUUGGAGCGCCGCAACCAGACGUAGAUGGUCUUGGCCGCGUCCAAGCUUUUGGCCAAACAGAGUUCCCCACUUUUUCUCCGAUCAUCAAUCCCCUUCCGCAGGUCUCAUCGUCACCUUCGGGAACGUCCACUUGGAGAGUCAUCACAACGGCCUUUUCUGAUGCCAUGUCCUUUGUCACAGAGUUUUUCUCGCGGUAA
Seminavis robusta is the source of this 1671-nucleotide messenger RNA. NCBI's taxonomy places the organism in Eukaryota, Bacillariophyta, Bacillariophyceae, Naviculales, Naviculaceae. The record is from the annotation of a GenBank genome assembly.